UAUUUUUACAGAAACUUAUCCAGAAUUGAUUACUUUAAAUACUAAUAUUUUAGAAUUACAAAGUAUUUAUCAAUCUACUUAUAAUGAAAAAAAAAUUUUUGAUGAACUUUUAGAAGAAAAUAAUGAUAAUGAUAAUAUUUUAAUUAGUGAACUAUUUUAUAAUAUUGACAAUAAUAUUUUUUCUAAAAUACAAAUUAACUAUUUUUAUAAAAUAUUUAAUCAAAAAUUCGAGUUUUUUGUUAAAAAUUUUGAUAAAAAACAAAAAGAACUUACAGAAUAA
Scutellospora calospora is the source of this 280-nucleotide messenger RNA. Lineage: Eukaryota; Fungi; Glomeromycota; Glomeromycetes; Diversisporales; Gigasporaceae. The record is from the annotation of a GenBank genome assembly.